AUGAAUUCUUUGUUGCAGGAGCUGAUAAAAUAUUGUUCUAAAAUACACUUAAAGUCCCGGAACGUUUUGCUUAUCACACUCAUCUUAGCGAAAACUUGCGGAGCUUGCAUUGUGCAUUGGAUAUUGCGAAAAAUUGACGAAAGAACGUCCAUUAGGACUACCGCCUGCGAAGUAGCAGUUCAACCAGUAGAUCUAGAGGAAUCUAGCUCAGGCGAUCAAUGCAUUGCUGAGCAAACAAUUGAAGCAAGCGAACAACCCAUACAUCAAGAAGUGUGCUUUGAUGCCAAGGAUCAUGAUAAAAGAGUAACAGGAAGAGAAGAUGAGCUGGCAUAUCAAGAGGAAAUAUGCAUAGGUGAUAGAGCAGAUAAAAAACUUUUCAUUGAUAUCAAUACGAGAGGAAAAGAGAAUGAAGAGUUUUUAAGAUCUCUCAGACAGACUAUCAUCCAACGUGUCCUUGAAAAAAUAGAAUCCAUAGAUAAUGAGCGAUUAAAGGGUCUUAAAUCAAUAACCCACUCGAAAGGACGGCUCUUAUGGAAGCAAUUGAGGGGUAGACUGAGUUAUAUCAGAGAUUUGGCGGGAACAAAAGUAAAAGAGCUUGAGAGACGAAGGCAAUGGGUUUGGAAGCCUAUGAAGAGGCCAUUGGUGGGUGCUAGAACAGAAAUUAAUCCACCAAAUAAAGAAAAGACCGAAAUGGGAGAAGAGAAAAAGGUAGAAUUUGCGGAAGAAAAGGUGCCCAAUGUAGAUAUUGUUGGUGAGCUGGAAAAACAAGCCGGUGGGGAAAUAGACCACCAGGAGGCCGAAAAAAGAAAAUUACUAAUUAUUGGGGGAAAAAGAACAACUAAUGCAGAGGCACCGGUGAGGGGUGACCAGGAAAAGUUAACCUCUCUGAGGCCACCUCAUGCUCAGACUAUAUUGGGAAGCCCUGCGGAUUCUAAGACCACUCUAAUAAAAGCCCAAUCUUCUAAAGAUUUAGAGAGAGAUUUUGGGGUGCAAAUACGGUACAUACCAAUGAAGAGUCGAUUAUUUAGGUACUCCGAUCAUUCAGGUGAGCAGGGGUUGGUUAGAAAACCCACAAUGAACGAGAACGAAACCGAACUAGAGCCCCCAAUCAUUGAGCGUGAACCGGUGGGCACAGAACUUCCCUUACAACAUCAAAAAAUGGUCUUUAAGAAGCGAACAGAUCCUAGACUCACGAUGAAAGCCUUGAAAUUUCCACUUUUCUCCCCCGACACGUUGGAUCAGAUCUCGUGGAGCGAAUUCACUGGGGAUCUCGAGAAUGAAGGCGUAAAGGAUUCACACCUACAGUCACCUCUAAGGAUGCCGUCAAAUGAACCAGUGCCUCCGAUUGUCUUAAUAUCAUCCCCCAGUGUAGAAACCUCUCAAACAAAUGACGAUAAUGUAACACUCAAAUCUGAGCCAACUGAGAACGUGGAACUCGAACCUCUUCCUGUAAUGGAUACAGACCUUAGAAGUCCGCUUACACAUCAAUCAUUAAGUAGACUUUCAGAGAAGGGGAGUUGGCAUCUAAAAGAUGAACGAGAUGGGAUGACGGAGCCUCUCAAGAUGACUUUUAAGAAGAGAUCUUCAAUCAUUGCUUCCCUCGAUUCAGAAAGCAUAGGGCUUCCUCAUCCUCUUGCAGAUAUAGGCCAAGAUAAAGUUAAGGCAGAUCUGCCUAACCUCGCAAGAAGUGGUCAAAAAUCUUCCCAACCCAAACUUUCCCUGAUUCCUGAGGCACUGCCUAUGAGUAGAAAUUCACAGGUGCCCAUUCCAUUAUCUUCAGCGGAUAAACAGAUCCGUCAGAUGGAUACUCAUGAUAAGAGGGAUGGUGGGGAAGAGGAAGGAAGCAUGAUGCCUUCGUCUUCGAACAUAGCAAUGCCAAAUCAAAGAUUUUCGAAGUUAUCCAUAGACAAGGGUGUGACUGUUCAACACAGAUGGAGUAAAGAGCAUACGCAAACGCGUAAAUCGUUCACUGUGGAAUACCCAAAUUUGCAUCAAAGCCAUCAAAAUAGACAACGUCAGGAAAUAGCGCUAGAAUCUGCUGAUACGCCUUAUGAAAUGGUUGACGCAAGAAGUAUGCAGAAGGAACAACCAGAACCAGCUUCUCAAUCACGUUCUAACCCAACGUAUUCAAAACCAAACCUUUAA
Molecule: messenger RNA, 2145 nt
Organism: Echinococcus granulosus
Lineage: Eukaryota; Metazoa; Platyhelminthes; Cestoda; Cyclophyllidea; Taeniidae
Exons: 2
Coding region: 1-2145 (714 amino acids)
Source: RefSeq, a predicted model, not a curated record